Pogona vitticeps (central bearded dragon) is the source of this 1150-nucleotide messenger RNA. RefSeq names its product regucalcin. Gene Ontology annotation, biological process: L-ascorbic acid biosynthetic process. Gene Ontology annotation, molecular function: gluconolactonase activity; enzyme regulator activity; calcium ion binding. The record is from RefSeq and is a predicted model, not a curated record. Lineage: Eukaryota; Metazoa; Chordata; Lepidosauria; Squamata; Agamidae.
CUACAUUUAUUUUAAAUGUGGGCUGGGCACUUAAAAGUUACAGCAGGGUAUAUUAGGUUGUGUAACCUACUUAGAGAAAUCAUUCACGUUGCCUUCAGUCGGGAGCGUAGCACAGCCAGAUAUUGUACGACCAUGUCUUCUAUUCGGAUUGAGACUGUUGUGAAAGAGAAGAACAGGAUGGGAGAGUGCCCUGUAUGGGAAGAAAGGCAGAAUUGCCUGGUUUUCGUUGACAUCAAUUCACAGAAAGUUUGCCGCUGGGACUCAAACAGCAAGGAAGUUCAGUGUGUGCCUCUGGAGGCCCGUGUUGGCUCGGUGGCCCUUCGCAAGAGUGGAGGAUAUGUGGUCACUGUAGGAACCAGGUUUGCUUUCUUGAACUGGGGAGAUCCGUCACUUACUACUAUUGCUGAACUGGAAUCAGAUAAACCAAACAAUAGAUUUAACGAUGGAAAGGUGGACCCAAUGGGGAGGUAUUUUGCAGGUACCAUGGCUGAAGAGACAGCCCCCGGAGUGAGAGCAAGGCGCCAAGGUGCUCUUUAUACUCUGUUUCCUGAUUGUUCUGUUCUGACGCAGUUAGAGGAGGUGGACAUCUCAAAUGGCCUGGCCUGGUCGCUGGAUCACAGAACCUUCUUCUACAUUGACAGCCUAGCAUAUGCUGUGCAUGCCUUCGAUUAUGAUAUACACACAGGAAAAAUCGAUCGCUGCAGCUGCAGACCUGUGUAUAAGCUGGAGAAAGAGGAAGCAAUGCCUGAUGGGAUGUGUAUUGACACAGAAGGGAAGCUCUGGGUGGCCUGCAUUGAUGGCGGACGAGUGAUCCGUAUUGACCCUGAAACAGGGAAGAGACUUCAAACUGUAAAGAUGCCAGCUUCCAGGAUCACAUCCUGCUGUUUUGGAGGAAAAGAUUAUUCAGAAAUGUAUGUCACAUCUGCCACUGAUGGAUUGGGCAAGGUGGCAUUAACUAAGGAACCUAAUGCUGGAGAGAUUUUCAAGAUAACCGGACUGGGAGUAAAAGGAGUCCCACAACAGUACUUCACUGGUUAAAUGCUCAUUCCUUUUACUUGGCCGAUGGAACCCACCGAAAUAUCAUGAGGGACAAGAAAAAAAGAGUGAAUAGCAAAGUGAUGUCCUUCAUCUGAACUCUACAUAAAUUGCC